AUGGCGGAGCCGGCCCUGGUGAAGGCCGCGCAGCUCUGGACGCUGCUGGACGAGAUGGCGGAGAACGAGCCACGGGCUUACCGCCGGUUCCUCCGGCAGCAGCAAGCCGAGGCCGAGCGGUUCUUCGCCCCGCCGGAGCCUCACCUGUGCCUGCGGGCCCGUCCCGCAGGAGGUGUCCGGGGGCCGCUGUUCGUCAACGUCUGCAGCUGGAAAAGGAUCCCGGCGUCCAAGACCUCCACGGAGCCCACCCGUGUCAUCGCGGGGCAGCUCCAGGAGGUGUCUGGAGGGGGAGACAUUUACAGCGUUCUAGACAUUGCAUUUAACCCAGAUGUUCUUCAGAGAGGGGAAGAAAACCCAGAAAGAAUGGAACACUUAAUCCAUUUGACUCUGAGGUUUGUUGAGGACCACUGCAACCUUACUCUCUCUCCUCUGUACACCACGGAACCAUUCAGACUGAAAGGCAGCCUGCAGGCCAUGCAGCAAAGGCUGCAAGGAAGGGAAGUGCCAGCUCCACAGCUCAGGCAGAACACAAAGAAAGAACUGACACUGGAUCAGCUGCUACACAGUCUGGAAGGUGAGGAGGGCAGCAAUGCUCCUGUGCUGCUGAAGGAAGAAAGUUUGGCACAGCCUAAAGUGCAGCUGAUAGAGGAAAUCUCCAGUGCUGGGAUGGCAGAGGAGCUGAGUACCCCUGUCUAUGAAAUGGUCACUGUGAAGGAUGCAAACCAGAAACCCCUCAAAAUAGAACUCAGAAUUGAGCUGCCUGAAGUUAGCUCUGUUUCUGAGUGUGACCUGAGGAUGUCCAAGGAUGACAUCAGCAUUGAAGUCCCUGGAAAGUACAAGUUACAGCUGGAUCUGCCAGAACUGGUGGAUGAAGAAACAGCUACAGCAGUAUUUCACAGAGGGAAGGGGGUGUUGUUUGUCACAGUGCCAGUCCUAAAAGACAGCAUUCCAGACAGUUCACAGGUGACAGAACAAAGUAAGAGCCCAGAAUGAGAAUCCUAACUCUUAAAUAAGUUAUGAGGGGGUUUAUUUCACCUUCUGAUCUUCAGGAGCAAACACCUCAAAUGCCUUUAGAAGAUGUGUGUAGGAAAGGAGGUUUGGGAGACCAGGAAAGGAGGUUUGGUGGUUUUAGCACCACCAAACUUAGGAAAAAAAAAAAGUAAAUACAAAAGGAGUGCUUGAGUAUGUUAUCAGCUGUAGUAAAGAACCAUAAAUGAAACAUAAAUGUACCUGCUUUACUAUAUUCAUUUUUGCCUCCAGGUAGAGCAAUAAAAGUUUUUUUUUCUGCUAAAUAAACUGAUGAGUGUAUUGAGAUGGUCAGAGCAGCUCUCCUGUAUUCAGUGCUGGAAUGCCCAGCAGCAGUGUGUGCUGUUCUCUUUAGGACAAUCCCUGCUGAGCUGACCUGACCUGGAAGAGGCUUUGCAGACUUUUCAUUUCCUGAACAUGCUUCCCCUCACUCCUCCUGCUGUGCUGAUCUCUGAAGGAGCCACCAGCUCUGUCACUGCUCAGAGCAGCAGGGAGAGAGGUCACAGCUCACACCACUUGGGUGUGAAAAUCUCCAGACAGAACCUGAGGUUCUGGUGAACACUGCAAGGAGGAAGCCAGGAAGAUUAAAGUUCCCUGCUGCACCCUGAGGUAAUAAAGCACGUGUUAAUUUGUGAUUACAAAGGUUAAUAGGGUGAGUUUCACUGCCAGACUGAGGGCCAAGCAGCUGUGAUUGUGCUGGACAGAAAGCCACACAGGACUGAACAGAAAAGCACUGGAACAUGUUUUAGUAGUUGUCAAUUCCAAACAUUUAAUAGAACAUAGGUUCACUAGAACAAGUCUGGAACCAAGAUUUUUGAUCAUUAGAAGAAAAAAAA
Calypte anna (Anna's hummingbird) is the source of this 1862-nucleotide messenger RNA. RefSeq names its product PIH1 domain containing 2 (gene PIH1D2). The transcript has 6 exons. Gene Ontology annotation, cellular component: R2TP complex; ribonucleoprotein complex; cytoplasm. Bases 1 to 993 code for a protein of 330 amino acids. Gene Ontology annotation, biological process: rRNA processing; box C/D snoRNP assembly. The record is from RefSeq and is a predicted model, not a curated record. NCBI's taxonomy places the organism in Eukaryota, Metazoa, Chordata, Aves, Apodiformes, Trochilidae.